Messenger RNA from Colletotrichum karsti, 717 nucleotides. RefSeq lists its product as uncharacterized. The record is from RefSeq and is a predicted model, not a curated record. Bases 1 to 717 code for a protein of 238 amino acids. The transcript has 3 exons. Lineage: Eukaryota; Fungi; Ascomycota; Sordariomycetes; Glomerellales; Glomerellaceae.
AUGGCGUCUCUCUUCACACGCGCGAGGUUAAUGACCUUCUCAAAGUUGGUCGCCGGCACAGCCAUCGCGGUGCCGACCGGCUUCCACCUAUGGACCCGCCAAUGUGCGUUCGAUGAAUCGUUCUCACCGGCCACGGAUCCCGUCUUCCAGCACCCGUUCCUCAAGAAGGCAAACCCAAAGAACAACCCCGACUUCCACGACUGCUACUUACGCACCGUUCCAUUCGAUAAGAUACGCCCUGACCUGCUUGAAGAUGCGCUGAAUGGUGGAUCCAAACUGGUGGAAACGUAUUCAGCUGGUCUCUGGGGUCGUUAUGCAUUCACUCCUCAGCGCAAAAUCAUAGAAUUGGCUAGGAAAGACGGAUCCAAUGCAAGUGACAUGUGGGAGAAGGAGGACUUGUUAAAGAGUUCCUAUCCCGUCGGCGCAAUAUUCGCGGACGACUUCAUUGUCAUCGACAAGUCCCCUAACACAUUGAUGUUUCGUGGUGGUCUAUCGCCCAGAGUAGCACCUGAAGGGCCGCGCGAGAUGGACACUUUCAUCACACUUACCACGGAGCUUGACCCCAAAACUCAAGUGGCCAAGUUCAAGCUCAAGUCCAUGGUGAUAGAUGGCGUGAGCGACGGAAAGGGUGUGCCUUUGGGAGGCUUUGCAUGCUUCUUGCACCAGCAGUACGCCAAGUUACUGCUGACAGCGGGCGUUGACCACUGCAUCGCAUGA